AUGGCGUCUAAAGGCAUUUCUUUUAUGAACCUCUUUUUGUUGUUAUUAGCUCUUUCAUUAUCCUGGAUUGAGUUUUCAGAUGCCCAAACACCAACAAACCAAAACAUUUCGAUUUUCAGCCGCAAAAGUUUCCCAAAGGAUUUCACAUUUGGAGCAGCUUCAGCUGCCUAUCAGUAUGAAGGAGCGUCAACGGAGGAUGAAAGAGGACCAAGUAUAUGGGACACUUUCAGCCAAAAUUACCCAAAUAAAAUAGCAGAUCAUACAACUGGUAACGUAACCAACGAUUUUUAUCAUCGAUACAAGGAAGACAUUCAACUGAUGAAAUCCCUGGGAUUGGAUAGUUUCAGAUUAUCCAUUUCAUGGUCAAGAGUUAUACCAAGUGGAAAGCUAAGCAAAGGAGUCAACAAAGCAGGAAUUGCCUUUUAUAAUAACGUCAUCAACGAGCUACUAGCAAAUGGAAUAACGCCAUUUGUGACAAUUUUCCAUUGGGAUCUUCCUCAACCUUUGGAAGAUGAAUAUGGUGGCUUUCUAAGCUCUCGCAUCGUGGACGACUAUGUUGAUUUUUCCGAAUUGUGUUUCAAAGAAUUUGGCGAUAGAGUCAAACAUUGGACAACCUUCAACGAGCCAUUAACAUUUACCGCUGCCGGCUAUGACUCCGGCAUCUUAGCUCCCGGCCGAUGUUCUUCAUGGAGAAACAACGAUUGCCCGGCAGGCAACUCCGCCACCGAACCUUACUUGGUUGCUCACAAUAUCCUCCUUUCUCAUGGUGCAAUAGUUGAUCUAUACCGGAAGAAAUACAAGCCAUCUCAAAAUGGAGAGAUAGGGAUCGUUCUCAACCCUACUUGGUAUGUACCAUACACCAGCAACAAAGCCGACAAACAAGCAGCGCGACGAGCAUUGGAAUUUGCAUAUGGAUGGUUUUUGGACCCUUUAGUUCAUGGUGAUUAUCCUCCAACCAUGCGCCGCCUCGUCGGCCGUCGGUUGCCGAAAUUCACGGCCGAGCAGUCAAAAUUGGUCAAAGGGUCGUUGGAUUACUUGGGAGUCAAUUAUUAUUCCGCAAGCUUUGCUGCUCAUCUUCCCUCUCGCAAUCGCCUUGGUGCCAACAUCAGCUAUACAACUGAUAGCCAAACCAAUCUCACCACAAUUAGGAAAGGAUUAACUAUUGGUGAAGCGGAAGGAGUAUCAGGGCUUUUCGUAUAUCCACAAGGACUUCGUGAAAUUCUUGUCUAUACUAAAAACAAGUACAACAAUCCCAAACUUUAUGUUACGGAAAAUGGAUAUGGAGAUCGCAACGUCUCUAAUGUUGAAGAAGCUAUCAAGGAUUUGGGAAGAGCUCGCUUCUAUGAAGGCCAUCUCAAAGCAAUUAAACAAGCCAUCGAUGAGGGGGUUAAAGUGAAGGGUUUCUUUCCAUGGUCAUUCAUGGACAUGUGGGAAUGGAAUUCGGGUUUCGCACAGAAUUACGGUUUGAUAUUUGUGGAUCGUAAGAAUGGAUUGAAACGACACCUCAAAACUUCAGCUCUUUGGUACAAGAAGUUUCUCAAUGCCUAG
Messenger RNA from Oldenlandia corymbosa var. corymbosa, 1548 nucleotides. The record is from the annotation of a GenBank genome assembly. Lineage: Eukaryota; Viridiplantae; Streptophyta; Magnoliopsida; Gentianales; Rubiaceae.